AUGCAUAUGCAUCAUGUUUAUUUUUACUUGAAAGUCAUCAGUCUAAAAAGACUUUUAAUAAUUGGUCAAUAUCCUAAAAAUGAUAUAUGGCGUUUAUAUGAAAUACGUGAACGUAUUUAUACAUUAUUACAACGACCAAAUAAAAAUACAAAUUCAUUAAAUAAUGAACAUGUUAAUGAAGAACAAAGAAUGAUUAAUAGUUCAUCAAUAAUAUCAUCAUCAGAUAAUAUUCUUGUUGAACUUGUUGCAGAACAAUAUGCACGUACUAAACAAUCAUCAACAUUACCAUGA
This is a messenger RNA of Rotaria sp. Silwood1, 291 nucleotides long. The record is from the annotation of a GenBank genome assembly. Lineage: Eukaryota; Metazoa; Rotifera; Eurotatoria; Philodinida; Philodinidae.